Molecule: messenger RNA, 1945 nt
Organism: Magnolia sinica
Lineage: Eukaryota; Viridiplantae; Streptophyta; Magnoliopsida; Magnoliales; Magnoliaceae
Exons: 2
Coding region: 197-1648 (483 amino acids)
Molecular function (GO): protein binding
Source: RefSeq, a predicted model, not a curated record
CUCCUCCCCUCUCUCUCUCUCUCUCUCUCUCUCUCUCUCUCUGCAGAGGAGGCGCAGGUUAUUAUCCUACACCAUCUCUCUUUCUCGAUCCGAUCUCGAUCUCCAGGUACGCCUCUCUAAAUCAUGUACUUUUAAUUUCUCCUUCUCUGAUUCAAUCAAUAUCAUCAGAUCCGUCCAUAUCGAAAUCCAAAAAACCAUGAAUUCCAGACCCAACUCUUCCCAAACCCCAUCCUCCUUCAACAACUACCAAUUCGAUUUCGGCCUCACCUCAAACCGCUCAUCCUCCACCGUCCGACCUCUCAAAGAUCAAAAGAAUCCACCCCUUAACACGCCCCAUUCCUUCUCCACAUCAUCAUCAUCAUCUAGACCGGUCUCCUCCUCCUCCUCCUCGUCGUCGUGGGCCCCAAACAAACCCGCAUGGACACACCAACCAUCUCCGGCUCACCAACCGAAACCCACCCUCUCGAACCCGACUUCCAUGGUCGGUGACAUCUUCGGCAAGAGCUGGGCUUCCACCGGCCCGUCUGGCUCUGUGACCCAUCUCGGAAUUCCCGCGAAGAACCCAAAUCUGUUUGGCGAUCUUGUUGGUACAGCCCUUGGGCAAGGUAAGGCAGCCGUGAAUGCCCCACUGAAAGAUGCCGGCCCUCCCAGGAAUUCAUAUUCAAUGGGGAAUCUGGCAGAUACGCUGCCGAAAUCGAAUGAUCCAAAUAAAAAUAGCGGUUGGGGAUCCUCCGAGAAUCUGGGCAACUAUAGUUCUGUGAGUAAUGAUAAGAGGAGCGGGAAUUUUGCCGGUCCUGCUAUGAAAUCCGGUGGAUCAACAAAUUCGAGCAAGGACCCGUUUGAGUCUUUGGCAGAUCUCGGAUCGAAAAAGUCACAGCCCAUGAUGGGAAAUUCUUCACUCAGUAGGAAUAGCAGUGGCGAUGAAUAUUUCAGUGCAUUUCAAAAUGCCCCGAAAACAACAAAUUCAAUUCCAACUCCUCCCAUGAACAAUACCAACGUAUCAAACUCUGGUUCUUUUCCAAAAAUGGAUGAUUUUGGUAUGCCGAAGACCCAAGAUAAGCAGCCUGUUGCUCCCCAAUCGAAGGGCAUUGAUCCCCUCGACAUGUUAUUUUCAUCAUCGGCAUCUGCUUCUGCUUCCACAGCUGCAGCUGAAGGGUCUGGAAAUCAGCCAUUUUCUGAGGUCGAUGAUUGGGGUCUGGAUUCGGAGUUUGGUGGUAAUGAUGCGGGCGGUACAAUUGAGCUUGAAGGGCUUCCACCCCCACCUGCUGGGGUGACGGCUUCAAUCGCUAAAAAUAAGGGAUUGGAUAAUCACAAGCAGGGGCAGUAUGCUGAUGCUAUAAAAUGGUUGUCUUGGGCGAUAGCGCUUCUUGAGAAAGCUGGUGAUGAGUCUGCAGCUGUAGAGGUUUUGUCCUGCAGGGCUUCAUGUUAUAAGGAAGUUGGGGAAUAUAAGAAGGCAGUCAGUGACUGUUCAAAGAUACUUGAAAAUGAUAGCGCAAAUGUGUCGGUGCUACUUCAGCGUGCGCUUUUGUAUGAAAGUUCUGAGAAAUACAAACUUGGGGCGGAGGAUCUGAGGGCAGUUCUGAAGAUUGAUCCAAGUAACAGGCUUGCAAAAAGCACCAUCCAUCGGUUGGCUAAGAUGGCGGACUAGAUUUUUUUGGUGUUAUUUCUUUCAGUAAUAAUUCUUUUGUCUUUUCUUUAGGCAUGUGGUGCAUAUGAAAUGCAUCUUGUUUCCCUUUUCCUAUAGCUUGUAUGUGUGGGAAAUAACCAUUUUAUUGCUCAGACAUGGGUUAUGCAUGGGACCCUUUUGCCUUCAAGGAAAGAUUUUACUUGUAAUGUCAUGAAUGUUGUAUUCAACUUGUAUUGUUGGCUUUGUCGGUUCUGUUGGUGAUUGCACAUUCGAUUGUUCUUUUUGACACGUGUAUAAUUCAAUUUCAGUUUAUAAGUU